Messenger RNA from Dinoponera quadriceps, 1671 nucleotides. RefSeq lists its product as uncharacterized. The transcript is spliced from 5 exons. The record is from RefSeq and is a predicted model, not a curated record. NCBI's taxonomy places the organism in Eukaryota, Metazoa, Arthropoda, Insecta, Hymenoptera, Formicidae. Bases 347 to 940 code for a protein of 197 amino acids.
GCGAGUCCUUCUUGCACGGGAGCCUCCGCAAGAAGCCGGCCUCCUCCGCACGUGUGCACCCAAAGUGGGAUACCUAUGCACGGACAUACGUACGUACGUACGUACGUAUGGCGAGAAGGGGGAUGCUGAAAUUCGUGCGGCACCGCCGCGAGUUCUCCAUUCGAACUGGAUCAGUUCCUAGCCGCAUCCACGAGCCGUUUCACUUGAACCAAGUCUGAGACAAACAUACACACUCUUUUAUCUCGCGAGGAAGAAGGGUCCUUCCGAGGAAUUGACGACAACGACGGUGAUUAGUGACUCGAAGAAGUGUUGAUCGGCGCUCGGCGAUUGAUCGUUUGGCCGCGCCAUGACGACGAUAACGGCAGUGUUGCUGCUUUUCGCGGUGACAGCGGCCGGUGCGCUGCCGCUCGCCAAUGUGCACGUGAAAUUCGUGUCGCCUCCCGAUGUGUACGAGCACAGCAUUACGACAGAUGGGGAUCGUACGCUAGCCCAGGACUCGUUCAUCUCGAUCGGCCAAAGAAGCACGGCCAAGCGGUCCAAGGAUCCCGAUUACAAUUAUAGGGGAGGUUUGCGGCGAAAUCACUUACGGCAGGCGAUACCGGUAACGAGUCCCGAAAAUGCCGAAGCUCUGUGGCCGGUCGGUGUCUUUCUUCCCCCGAUCGACAUCAACGAUCUUGGAUACAGUUGGCAAGAGGCGCAACGCAAUCUCCCUAAUCUCUACAAGUUGCAGGAACGAGACCCGUACUUACUGACCGGUCGUGAGGCAAUGAUGGCGAUUAAAUACCUCUACGGGCUGGGCGAGCUUUUCUUUGACGAUUAUCCGCAUGUAAGGGCGAUACUGCGUAAUCAGGAGGAGAGGAGGAUGAACGGACUGCACGGACAUGUGUUGAGCAGUUUGAAUCCCAAGUCGCCGUUCUACAGGAAAGCACUCGAUCUUUAGGCUAGGGGAUCGAGUUCGUUCACAUUCAGUGGUGGAGUAACGAUUACUGAGAGCGGGAAAAUGUGCGGGAAGGUGAUAUGGGAAUUCUCGUAGGGGCUCGAAAAAUCCGUAAAUGAGCUUAAUUUUACAACACGUAAUAUUUCAUAUCACAAUUCGCACAAUUCUGUAAUAUAUCGAAACAAAAAAGAAAAUAAUAAUAAUAAUAAUAAUAAUGCAACAUGUCAAAAGAUAAAAUGUACAUUUUUGUGGCGAGAUGCACGAACGAUAUUCCUAAGAUCACCGUUUCAGAUUCUCAAGUCCGGAUCUACAAUAGGUGUAACAAGUCUUUGUAUAUCGAGUCUUGAGCUCUAAGCGCUAAAUUGUCUAAUAAUCUGUAGCAGAAAGCGCUUCCGGCGCUACCAGACGUCGCAAUUUUCGUUGAAGGAAAUGCCUUUUGUCAGAAUUUACAUGACAUUUCUCUUAUCGCUCAGAACAAAAACCCAAAAAGUAGAAUAGAAAAUGACGAGAGAAUGACUAUAAAACUCAUUUUUCGAUCAUUUUUUUUUCAUCAUUUCGUCGUUAUUUUCUGUUCUACCCGGGAGGCUAAAGGUUUAUCACACGUAUCGUAGAAUCUGAACUGAUAAUAGUGCGUAGGAUGUCCCACCACUAUCGCACCCGUCGAAAUCGUUCGUCGAUUCUCGCGAGGAUUUUCGCCCUAAAGAGAGCGCAUUGCAGAUCGAUCACUUUGGUCC